Messenger RNA from Pistacia vera, 4343 nucleotides. RefSeq names its product disease resistance-like protein DSC1. Bases 356 to 4030 code for a protein of 1224 amino acids. Gene Ontology annotation, biological process: defense response; signal transduction. Lineage: Eukaryota; Viridiplantae; Streptophyta; Magnoliopsida; Sapindales; Anacardiaceae. The record is from RefSeq and is a predicted model, not a curated record. Gene Ontology annotation, molecular function: protein binding; ADP binding. The transcript is spliced from 5 exons.
UAUGGCAAUAGAUUUUUAACAGUAUAAUAUCUUUAUGAUCUGACUGUUGAAGUUUAUCAUGUAUUAUAUCUACUUCCUCUAAGUCAUAGUUUAUGUUUGAUUUAUUUCGUGUUACUGUAAUCUGAAUUUAGUUGAUUAUCAAUUCUCAAAAUUAAAAUAUUAUCUUUGCUUUUGUUUGUGGCAAAUGGGAGCAACAGCAGUGACUCAAAUAAAUUAAUUCUCAACUUGUGGGUUCUUGACUAAGCUACACAGAUCAAAAUAUACCUAACAGAAAGGUCCAAAAAAGCUACAGCCAUUGGAAGACUUAUAAGCUGAAAGUGGCUAACCAAUAAUUAAAGUACUCUCAGCAACCUUUAUGGCUUCAUCAUCUUCGUCAUCAUCUCCUUCUUCCAUGAUUUCUCAAGGCAAAUAUGAUGUUUUCCUUAGUUUUAGAGGAGAGGAUACCCGGGCUAGUUUUACUAGCCAUCUCUAUGCUGCUUUGUGUCAAAAACAAAUUCAAACCUUCAUUGAUGAUGAUGGACUUACGAGAGGAGAUGAAAUAUCGCCUGCCCUUUUGAAAGCAAUUGAAGAAUCAAAGAUUUCAUUAAUUAUUUUCUCUAAAGAUUAUGCUUCCUCUAAAUGGUGCUUAGAUGAACUUGUAAAGAUUCUUGAAUGCAAGAAAAUCAAGGGCCAAAUGGUUAUACCUGUUUUCUACAAUGUAAAUCCAUCGGAUGUACGCAAGCAGACAGGAAGCUUCAAAGAUGCUUUUGUUAAGCAUGAAGAAUAUUUUAAGGGGAAGAUAGAAAAGGUGCAAAGAUUUAGGACUGCUUUGACCGAGGCAUCCAAUCUAUCCGGAUGGGAUUCAUUGGUAACUAGGCCAGACUCCAAACUUGUAGACGAAAUUGUUAAAGAUGUUUUGAAGAAAUUGAAUGAUAUAUCACCCUCAAGUGAUUGCGAAGGUCUAGUUGGUUUAGAAUCACGUGUUGAGCAAGUGAAAUCAUUGUUAUGCUCUGGAUUCUCAGAUUUUCGAGUUGUAGGAAUUUGGGGAAUGGGAGGUAUAGGUAAAACAACCAUUGCUGAAGCUAUUUUCAAGCAAGUUUCUGGACAGUUUGACGGUUGUUGCUUUAUUGAAAAUGUUAGAGAAGAAUCAAAAAAAUGUGGUGGAUUAGCUCGUUUAAGAGAGCAAGUUAUUUCUAGAGUAUUAGAUGAAAGAAAUCUCAGUAUUGGCACUCCCAAUAUGAUACCUCAAUUCAUUAAGCAUAGGCUCCGAUGCAAGAAGGUUUUUAUUAUUCUCGAUGAUGUCAAUGAUUCAGAACAAUUAGAGUUUUUAACAGGAGGGCUUGAUCGAUUUGGUCCAGGAAGUAGAGUUAUUAUAACCACCAGAGAUAAACAGGUUCUUGGUAAUUUUGGAGUGGAUAACGAUAACAUUUAUGAGGUUGAAAGAUUCAAGCAUCAUGAAGCUCUUCAACUCUUUUGUAAUUUUGCCUUUCAACAAAAUCAUCCCCCUAAUGAUUUUUUGGAGCUCUCAAGCAAGGUGGUAGAUUAUGCCAAAGGCAACCCAUUGGCUCUUAAAGUAUUGGCUUCCUCCUUACACAAAAAGAGCAAACGAGACUGGGAAAGUGCAUUGAAUAAAUUAAAGAAGAUUUCUAAUCCUAAAAUUCAUAAUAUUUUGAGGAUCAGUUAUGAUGGACUAGACCGUGAAGAACAAGAUAUAUUUCUUGACAUUGCAUGCUUUUUUGAAGGAGAGGAUAGUAAUCAUGUAACAAGAAUAUUAGAUGGUUGUUACUUCUCUGCCCAUUAUGGACUGAGUGUUCUCAUUGAUAAGUCACUCAUAACAAUUUCAAGUAAAAACAAGCUACAAAUGCAUGAUUUACUCCAAGAGAUGGGUUGGGAAAUUGUUCGCCAAGUAUCCUUCAAAGAGCCUGGCAAGCAUAGCAGAUUGUGGAAUCCUGAAGAUGUCUGUAACGUUUUGAAGAAAAACACUGGAACUGAUGCAAUUGAAGGCUUGUUCCUAGAUAUGUCUAAAAUCAGAGAAAUGCAUUUAAGUUCUGAAGCCUUUACAAAUAUGCGUAAUCUUAGGCUUCUGAAAUUCUAUGUAUCUGAUCAGUUUUCAGGAGGCUUUGUAAAUAACCCUAAAUUGUGUUUUCCCCAAGGAUUAGAAUAUCUGUCUGAUGAGUUAAGAUACCUCUAUUGGGUUGGAUUUCCUUUGAAAACAUUGCCACCCAGAUUUAGUCCAGAGAAGCUUAUUGAACUUAACCUGCCAUACAGUAACAUUGAGCAACUCUGGAUAGGAACUAAGUCUGCCUUCGAGUUAAAAUCAAUUGAUCUUUAUCACUCUCAGCACUUGAUUGAGAUCCCAGAUGUCUCAGAGGCCCCAAAUAUUGAGAUAAUAGAGCUUCAACAUUGCACAAACUUGGUUAAGGUUCCAUCAUCUAUCCAAUAUCUCAAUCACCUUCGUAUCCUGCGACUAAGUGGCUGUAAAAGCCUUAGGAACUUUCCAAGCAACAUUCAUUUCAAAUCGCUUGUAACUCUUAAUCUCUCCUCUUGCAUAUACCUCACAGAAUUUCCACGGAUUUCGGGGAAUAUAAGAGAUAUAAAUCUUAGUGGAACCGCAAUAGAAGAAGUUCCCUCAUCCAUCAUGUGUCUAACUGAGCUUUGUUCAUUAGUUAUGACGAGAUGCUCAAGGCUCAAGAGUAUUUCAACUAGUAUCUGUAAAUUGAAAUCUCUUCAACGUCUUGAACUUGAUUAUUGCUCCAAACUUGAGAGUUUCCCAGAAAUCUUGGAGAAAAUGGAAAGUUUAGAAAGACUUUUGUUGAAUGGAGCAACAGAAAUUAGGGAGCUACCAUCUUCAAUAGAACACCUAAAUGGCCUUCGUCAUUUGAGAUUGAUGGAUUGCAAAAAUCUUGAGACCAUUCCAAGCAGCAUCUGUAAUUUAACAUCUCUGAUCGAAAUGGAUCUUUCUGGCUGCUCAAAACUUGUCAAAUUAUCAGAGAACUCUACCACACAGUGGAAGGGGAAUAUAUAUUCUCAAUGUCCAGGUUUUGUAUUGCCUCCAUUGUCAGCUUUAUGUUCCUUGACAGAAUUAUUUUUAUCUUUCUGCAAUCUAACCGAAAUUCCUGAAGAUCUUUGUUGUAUAUCCUCACUGAAAACAUUAAAUCUGAACGGAAACAAUUUCAAGACCCUACCUUCAAGAAUAAAGCAACUGUCGAAGCUGAAACGCCUUUACUUAAGAGAUUGCAAUAUGCUUCAAUCUUUACCGGAGCUUCCACCAUGUUUAAGAGUACUAAUAGCAAUGAACUGCAAGCGGCUACAAUCAUUACCCAAGCUUCCAUCAAGUCUAGAAGAAUUAGAUGCAUCUGAGUUGGAGGUAGUAUCUGAACGCUAUGUCCCAUUUUCAUGGAUCACAAUGCGCUUUUUAUUCACAAAUUGUCAGAAAUUGAAUCAAAAUGCAUACAACAUCUUGGAACUUUCCCAGCUAAGAAUUUAUCAAAUGGCUGUCACAUCUUUGAGACUUUGUUAUGAAAAGGUACUCAAAGUCACACCUGCAAUCAGCUUUUGUUUACCCGGAACUAUAAUUCCUAACUGGUUCAGCUACCGAAGUUCAGGAUCUUCAAUAACUAUUCAGCUCCCUCAGCAUUGGUGUAAUACAAGGUUCAUCAGGUUCGCUUUAUGUGGAGUUAUUGAAUUUGAGGAGAGCUACUGCGAUAGUGCUUUUUAUGUGACUUGUGAUUAUCAUUUUGAUACCAAUAGUGCUGAUUACUAUAGUUGCCAAAUGCACGUUACAAUGCUUGGCUAUGAUUAUGUGUUAAUUGAUCCUGAUCAUAUCGUUUUAGGGUAUGAUCCCUGUUUAAAUGCUAGGCUACUUGAGGGCGACUACACGACUGCCUCGUUUCACUUUUACCCUGUCGAGUACGGGGGGAAAUAUUGUGAGGUUAAAUGUUGCGGGGUCUGUCCGCUAUAUACACAAUUUGCGGGCACAAGUACUGAGAAGGAAAGUGGAUGUUCUGGGGAGGAAAUUGAACCAAAUCCUAAGAGAGUUUGCAGAGAGUGAAUUAGUUGUUUCUUCCGCUUAAUUGCUGGAGCUAAGGAUUUCUGUGUCAAUUUAAUGGUAAAUAGCUGGAGCUAAGGACCGCCGUCAAUAACGGUUGCAAGCAGUCGUUGCCGAAGGUGCAUCUAGCAACGCUGUCGACAGCAGAAUGAUUGGCACGAAUCAAUCUAUUUGACACUGGUGGAAUCACUGUCAAAUCCUGCAGCAUUUGGCCGUAGGAGGAUGUAUGUCAAGUUCAUGGUAAAUUGAUGUGCAAGGUCUACUAGCAGAGUAAUUGAAUUAUGUGACAUAGUUCAUGUUAAGUAAUUAAGUUUAU